UCUAGGGAAUGAGCAGUAGUAACUUAUAGAGACUGUACCCUUAUGUGGACAGAAGCAUUGGGAACAUUUCACCUAAUGCUCUAACCUCAAGGGGUGUCUAGCUUAGACAUCGCGGAACCUCUGUUCCUAUCGUCUGUUUCCGGGGGACAUAAAUUAUGGACGGAGGUUGUGGCGCGACAGUUUAAUUCUCCGGCGGCAGAUUGUGGCGACGAGAUGGUUCUGCCGGGGCUCAUCAGGAAGCUUGGCCAUCAGCUGGUGGAGAUCAGGGAACGCGCCCUCAAAAGUAUCCUGUGCAAGAUCGAGCACAAUUUGAUCUGCUAUGCUGACCUGAUUCAGGAAAGGUUGCUUUUUCUCCAUUUGCUCGAAUGGUUCAAUUUCCCAUCCGUCCCAAUGAAAGAGGAGGUUCUGAACUUGUUAAGCAGAUUGGUUAAGUAUCCCCCAGCGGUCCAACACUUGAUUGACCUUGGUGCAGUGGAGUUCUUAUCUAAGCUCCGUCCACAUGUGGAGCCAGCAAUACAGGCUGAGAUUGAUGGCAUUCUUGAUGGACUUUUUGUUCUUCCUUCAGAAGUUCCUGUACUGUGUUCUGCCACUUACCAAACUGAUCAAAUCGAAUUGUCACAACAACCCGAAGUUCUAACAGGAUAUUUCUCCCAAGACAAAAGUAGUUUCCAGCAGAUGGAAGUGCCACCAGGGCCAGUAGGAAACUCGACUGUGAAGUGGCUGAAGUUUUCUGUAUUUCCUUGGCUACCCCUGACCACAACAGAUAGACAUGUUCUCUCCUCCAAUGAAAGCUCUCUGAGAAGUAGUAACCACACCCUGAUCUGGAACACAUGUGAGCUUCUGAAGGACGUGAUCAUGCAAGACUUUCCUGCUGAGAUUUUCCUUCAGAGACCAAGGAUUGUUCAGGGUCUUUUGUGUCUGGUGAAGCUGGCCUUUGCAGGAGAUGGGAAGCAUCGCGUGGCGUUACAGUCGGUAUCCUGUUUGCAGCAGCUGUGCACGUGUUUAAGAAACAGACUCAACUUUUACCGAGACCCCAACCUUUUCUCAAAUAAACAAGAUACAAUCUCCCAGAAUUCUUCUCUGUCUUACUGUCAUGAAACAAGAGGUACUUACCAUUCCCCACACCCGUCUCCAGGAAGCAGCAGUCCUCGGCCUUCUGUAGUUGGGCGUACAGGCCAGAGGCCCCGAGGAGAUGGUCAGGACUGGGAUGCAGUGUCUUCCAGUGGAAGUAGUAGUCAUGCUCAUGUGAACUCUAGGAUAUCUGUGCGUUCUCCUUUGGAUGCGGCACACGUAGAUCUGCCGGAGCUGGAAACAGAGGAUGCCCUGGAGCUGCAGUUCCAGCAGCUUAGUCUUCCUCAGUUCUGCAUCUCCAUCCUGGAGGCAGCAGUUCCUCUGCUGAGAACAGGCAGCAGAGAAAUGAUCAUAAGAGUUCUGGAACUGCUUGCAGAGAACAUGAUGCUCAUUGGACAAGCAAUUUCACCCGAAAUCUGGGAUGAUAGCAGCCUCUUUGCUAUAGAUGUGAAAGAGAAACUGCUCCAGGUAUUGGGAUCCCUUGGAGAAACCAUAUGUUACCGUAAAACCAGCUUUAACUUGGAGCAAGCUGAGGCUCUGCUUGUGCACCACAGGAUGGCUUUCGUCAGCAUUACACUGUUCACAGUUCGACUGUUGCAAAUCCUUCUCCCCGUUGAAAAGGCGAGUGAGUUUCUGCCAGAGCCCAUGUCAGCAGCAUUGUUCCUUGUCUCUUUGGACAUGCCUGUUUCUUUGGAAUAUCCAGAGAUUCACGACACUGUUGUGGCUUACUUGGAACAGCUGGAUUCUGAAAACUACAGCAUUUAUAAACGGACUGCAGAGGCUGUUUAUUCAAUUGAAUGUACCUGUAACUUUCUAUCUGAUGUGGGGAAAGAGGGAGAAAAGAAUCUCCUAGAAUUAUUGGAGCUGGCAGACCAAGCCUUGAGGAGCUUUUCCUAUCAUCAUCAUUCCCCCCUAAUAAAGGAAAUCAUCUGCAUUUGUUCAAAAAUCUGGAAAUCUGCACAGGCCAGUCCGUUACUACAGGGAGAGAGUCAGAAGGUGUUUCUCCAUAUGCUGUCUCACCCUUGGCCACAGGUGAAGGUGGAGACUUAUCAGUGCUGUCUGGAGAUUGUGAAGGAAUGUUUAGGUGUCCAUAAUGUCACUAAACCUGUAUCUUCACUUUGUAGUGGAAUUCAUUUUCUGCUUCAUCCAAAAGUCCUAUAUGAAAUCUCUGCAUUUGGUAUUCAAGAACCCAAAAAUGAGGUGAAUGCUGCUGCCAAGGCCAUUCUGUUGUAUCUGCUUCAGGGACGAUUGGUGAUGACAGCACUGACCUGGAACAAGUUUAUCGAGUCUCUCUGUCCUGUCAUUCCAGUGCUGCAGGGCUAUGCUGAUCCAGAAGAUCCUUUAGGCAACUGCAUUCUCCUUCUAAGCAAAGCGAGUUCUGAGGCAGAAGGCAUUCUCCCUUCCACUAUCCGGCUGAAGUCUAUGCUGCGACUUUUGCUAGUGAAAAAGUCUUCGGUUCGUUCACUAGCAUUAAAGCUGCUAGCAUUUUAUCUUACCAAUGAAGAAGGGGCUGAUACAAAGCGCCCAUUGAUAGACGCCAGAAUUCUCUCCCGAGUUACUAAUCUGUUUAUUGUGAAAAAACCUAUUGACCUUAAACUGGAUGACAGACGAGAACUAGUUAUUAAGCUGGAGACUGUUGAAAAGGUAUAUGAAAUCUUCACCUCAGAUGAUGUUGAUCUUGUUUUGAGGAAGUCAGCUGCAGAGCAACUAGCUGUAAUCAUGCAAGAUAUUAAGAUGCAUGCUGUGGUGAAAAAGUUAUGCUUAAUUGAGAAGAUAAUCGGGUAUUUAAAUGAAUGUGUGGGUCAAGAUGGCAAGGUUGUAGAAUGCUUGAUUCAGCCAUGCCUCACGCUCCUGAGGAAGGUUUUAUAUGCUGACCCAGUCAUCCGUGUUUCCUUGUCACAGCAGUCUUCUCUCUUGACCCUGUUAUUCAGAGUUUCCUUGAUAUUUCAUGAAGAUUGUACUGUGGUGACUGAAGUCGGGGCAUUGUUUUGUCUUCUCUUGUUUGAUGAGGUAUCAAGAAUGGAUACAUGGUCUGUUGGUCCUUGUAAUAACCCUUUGCCUUCGGUCUUCAGUCUGCCUGUUUCAGUCUUCAGGAGGUAUCAUUUACCAGUUCAUGUGAUCGGCCACCAUGCUGUGAGUCCUUACUCAAUAGUUUUGCCGUUGUCUGCUGAGUGCUUGGCCUUGAAGCCUGUGUCCGAUAUGCUAAGAAUAGCUUGGAACCUGGCAUGGUAUCAUGGGAGUGAUAAUCUACUGAAACAAAUGACCUCUGAAGCUAAAAUUCAAGAAUUUUUAGAUGUAUUGCAGCUAUCCACAGAAGAUAUCCUUACACUGAGGAUCACAUACACAGCUAGUGGGCUGCAAGACUGCUUUCACUCCAUUGUUCAGGCUGGAGGCCACAGGGAUGUGAGGGCUGCUAUCACCAGGAUGAGUUUUUAUCUUUUGAAUGACAAACUGUCUUUGAAGGAUGACAUUGGUCCAUGUGGGAUUACGUUAAAAUCCUUGGCUUGGCACACUGUGCUAAACAGGUUUUUACAAGUGCUUCCUGCUUCCACUGAAGAUGAGAAACUUCUAAUAGACAUCAUACAUUUUUUGAAUAAGUUAAUAAAGGAACAAAGAAAAAAUCCAUCAAUAGGACUUUUACAGUGGAUUCUAGAGUUACUUCUUAGGCAUAAUCCAAACCCACUAUUAGACCUGCUGGUUCUGACAGAGUCACAAACACGAGAAGAGGCAGAUCACAUCCGGACUGCAGUCAGACAGCAACUCCAGAAAGAACUGAUCGCUCUUCUCAAUUCCUUGUUGCUGGUUUUCAUCACAGUCACGGACAGGAAAUGCUUGGAACUUUUUUAUGUCUUCCAAACUCAGCUGUCUCUGAAGCUGCUCCAGUGCCUCAGAGUCACAGAUGCUCCUCAUUUCUAUGGCUUGCCUGCCUUGGAGCGGACCUUAGGAGCGAUGGCUCACCUCACUGCUUUCCCUGGGUGGAGUGCACACUCUCCUAUCUCAAAACCACUUGAGAUUUGUGGGAAAUACUUGUCGGGUCUCCUGGAGGUCAUUACUUCGUUUUAUGUGGAACGUGGAGGAAAUGCUAUGUCCUUCAUGGGCAAAGGUGUUACGAAGAGCACAGUUCUUUGCUUACUUCACUUAUCCCAUGAGAUGAUGGCCCAGGCACCAAGCUUGGAUUGGAUGCCACUUUGGUUUUUGCCUUUGGGUAGUCACAGUGAAGAACAUGCUCCUACUCACCAAGGGUUGGCCUGGCUAAUUCCCUUAUGGGUUGAUCGAGACCCGGAGGUGAGAUUCACUUCACUGGGAUUGGGAUCAGCACUGACUACUAUUGAAGCUGGCUGUGUGGCCUUGGCAAACAGUUGUCAGAAUAUUUCUGGUGGACUCUGGGGAACCGUGGUGAACAUUCUUCUGGAUCAGUCAGAAUGCAGUGUGGUGCGCCGGGAGGCUGCAUUUAUUCUUCAGAAUCUCCUUGUAGUUCCGAUGCCUUCAGAAGUUAUAAAGAAUUAUACUUGGCAGGGCCCUUGUGUCCAUGAUGAGGAUUCUGGCCUGUCACUGGUAGGAAAGCCUGCCCUCCAGGCCCUUUUAUAUCAUUGCCAUUUCUAUGAGCAUUUGACUCAGAUGGUGAAACAUUGUUAUGUAGGAAGAUAUACAUUUGAUCUGAACUUUUCUGCUUUUACUGACACUUCAGAAUGCAGUGAUUUAAAUGGUUUAGAUGACUCAUUCAAGUUUUGGAGGGCUCCCUCAGGGACAUCCACUCAGGAUCAUGAGCCAAGCUCUCUUUCCACCUCAGAAACAAUGGUGGCAACCUCAGUGAGAAGUACUGAGACUCAGCCUCUGCUGCCAUCAACAUUCGCUCCUGAAACAGCACUUGACCAGUUUGUGACUCAAGGUCAAUGUGAAACCAGACCAGUGUGCCCUCGUGACUCGUCGCUGUCUGCCCCCCUACACAAGCAGUGCAUGUUUGUCACCCCGUCUCUUCUGUCAGCGGUCUGCAGUCUCUUAGACAACCUCUUGGCAGUUACUCCUAGAGAAGCUGCAAAUGCUUUUCAACAAGCCCACCUCAUAGAGCUUCUCUGUAGUACUGUGGAUGCCUCUGUCAUAGAGAUGUGCAUCCAGGAACUCAAGACCCCGCCACCCUUAUCAUUUGCUGUUGAACAUACACAGGCUCAGGCUUCCUUUCUUUUGGAAUACCUGUCCUCUUUGUCCCAGCUUCUGCAGUCCUGUCUGUUGGUAGAUCCUAACCUUGUGACACAGGAUGAGCUCUUGAAACCUCUUAUCACUAAUGUCAUCCGAGUUCUCAUUGUGUGCACCAAAGAUGUAUUAGAUGUACAGUUAGUAUUGGCUUUUCAUCGCACAUGGACACACUUAUUUGACCUUCUGGCCACACUCCUGAGGAAAGCUGGUGCUGUUUUCCUUCUUCUUAUUACCUCAACUCUUGCCGAGCACUGGGAGGCAGUGAUUGAUACAUUGUGCAGAUGUGUGGACUUGUCAGUCAGGUGCCCCGCCUUGAGUAUUGCCAGCCUCCAGUUCCUGUCUGUUCUCUUGGCCGAGGAGGAAAAGAGGCGUCUUCAGGACAAGGACAGAACAAAUGCAUGCCAGGCCCCAACAGUGGCUUUUCUUCUUGAUGGAACUCCAGAAAGUCUUAAAUUUUCAGAGCGACUUAAUGAAAAAAUUCUUCAGUGCUAUGAAGGGAAAUCUCCCAAAGAUGUCCUGAAAAGAGUUGCCGCAAAUGCUCUGAUGUCACUUCUGGCUGUCAGCAGACGAGCACAGAAGCAUGCUUUGAGAGCUGAUCUCAUAGAGAACUGCAUGGAGCAGAUGAAGCACAUCAAUGCACAACUGAACCUGGAUUUUCUGAGGCCUGGGAAAGCAACACUGAAAAAAAAGGAGGAUGGCUUUAUUAAAGAGUUAAGCAUUACUAUGCAGCUCCUAAGGAAUUGCCUUUAUCAAAAUGAAGAAUGUAAAGUGGCUGCUCUUGAAGCACGUCUUGUGCCCAUUCUGCAUGCUCUUUGGCCUUGGCUUUUGAUGGAGGAUUCAUUGAUGCAAAUUGCCUUGCAGUUGCUUUGUGUCUAUACUGCUAAUUUUCCAACUGGCUGCAGUUCUCUUUGUUGGUCAAAUUCUGGACAAUAUGUGCAAACUGCCCACAGAGGGCCCCCCAGCAACUCCCUGAUGCUGUGUAUCCUGAAGCUUGCUUCUCAGAUGCCUGCAGAGAACUCCACCAUUCAGCAGAUGGUUUUUAUGUUUCUUUCAAACCUGGCCUUAUCUCAUGACUGCAAGGGAGUAAUUCAGAAGAGCAACUUCCUACAGCACUUCCUGUCCCUGACAUUGCCUAAAGGAGGAAAUAAACAUCUCAGCAAUCUGGCCAUUCUGUGGUUGAAGUUACUCCUGAAUAUAUCAUUUGGAGAAGAUGGACAGCAAAUGAUCCUGAGGCUGGAUGGCUGCUUAGACUUACUCACAGAGAUGAGCAAAUACAAGCAUAAGAGCAGCCCUUACAUACCUCUGCUGAUUUUUCAUAACAUUUGCUUCAGUCCUGCUAAUAAGACUAAAAUCCUGGCUAAUGAAAAAAUUGUUACUCUUUUGGCUACCUGUUUAGAAAGUGAGAAUCAAAAUGCCCAGAGGAUCGGAGCGGCUUCACUCUGGGCUCUAAUUUACAAUUAUCAAAAGGCAAAAGCAACUUUGAAAAAUCCAUCAAUAAAAAGAAGAGUAGACGAAGCAUAUUCCAUAGCAAAGAGAACUUUCUCCAAUUCAGAAGAAAACCCUCUAAAUGUCUACUAUUUGAAAUGCCUUGAAAAUCUUGUACAGCUGCUUAACUAUUCCUGAGCCUUGAGGUACUCUGCUCCAGAGCUGACCCCAUCCACAGGAGAUCUGGAUCAGAGACCAGCUUUGCACAGCAGCUGCUCCCUGAAUGAUGCUGACUCUGCAGUAUCAGUGGCUGCCUUCACUGUGAGACAUCGCCAGACAUACUGGAAGGAGUAGGACUGGUGACUCCCCACUCUGUUCCUUCCUGGCCGCUUCCAGAAGUGAAGACUUGCUGACCCAAGAUGCUGCAGACAUAGAGUUCUGGCAGUAUAAACCUUUUUAUACUUUUCUAUGCAACGUGUUUUAUAAAAAUCCUAUUUAAUAGUUAUUUAAUAAAAUAAUAUUUUUAGAAACAAAAACUGACUAGUAUUACUUACAGACUUUUAAAAGUGUAUUUUAUUCUUUGAGAAUUUCAUGUAUGCAAUGUAGUUUGAUUGUAUAUUUGUCGCCUGCUCCUACAAUUCUGCCCAGACCUUCCCCACACCAUGCCCCCAUCCUAAUUUCAUAUCCUUUUUUUUUUUUUUUAUUAAGAUAACCCAUUAAGUUUAAUUAGUGCCAACCAUAAGUACAUGGAUGUGAAAUCAGAGCAUGGUCAGCCUAUCAAAGACUAUACCUCUAAAUAAAACUGAUUCUACCUGCCCUAGAAGCCAUCAACUCUUAAUAGAAUAGUGAUGAGAGAUUGUGUGCCCCCACUCCCCAUCCAUUCUAGACUAUUGACUGGAAUGAUCUUGUGCAGGUAACCACAGCUGCCAUGAGUACAAUGUUCCUGUCAUGUCUAAGAAGACACUGUUUUUCCCCAGUCUUUCCUAACCUAUGGCUUUUAAACAUCCCCCCCUCUGAGAUUUUUCUCUGAGACUUUUGGGAAGAGGGUUGUCCCAUCUGUGCCUCAGCAUUCCAAUGAUGCUUAUUCUCUGCACUUUUCCUUUUGUUUAUAUGCGUUUUCCACAGCACACUCACAAAGAUGUUUCUCUGAUGAGAUCUGAGAGCUGUGCUAUUGUAUGGGCAGAGAGAUGCCUACUUAAAAGACAUCUUCAUAUUAUCUCCAUUUAGGAGAAUAAUAGUAAUAGGUUCUUUUCGCAGGCCUGUGAGUUCCAUUGCCAUGAGUACUUGCCCAGGUUUACCAAGCAUUAGUUUCCUUUUGUGGAGUGUGAUAGCUAUUUUUGGUUGUCAACAUGACUACAUCUGGAAUUAACUAAAAUCUAAGUGGCUGGGUACACUGUGAGGGAUUUUUUUCUUAUCAAAGUAUUUGAAAUUGGAAGACCCACCUCUAAUCUGAAUUUUUUGAGGUGGGAAAAUCCACCUUAAAUCUGGGCCAAACUUUCUGGUGGCUGCCUGGAUAAAGGCCAUGGAGGAAGAAAGCACUUGCUCUUUGCUGCUUGCCCCUGCUCUCACAGGCAACUUAAUUCCUUUUAUGGCAUUAGAUCCUACUUCUUCAGGUUCCAAUGUAUACUGAAGACCAUCUGAUACAUGCAGCCUUGUGGACUGAACAACUACUGGAUUCUUGGACUUUUUGUUGGUAGAUAAUCAUUGUUGGACUAGAUGGAUCACAGCCUGUAAGCCACUUUAAUAAAUCCCAUAUAUUGAUAUGUAGAUAUAGAUAUAGAUUCAUUCUGCCUGUUCUGUUCCUCUACAGAACCCUGACCGUUACAUGAAAUGAACCUUAGAUCCACCUACAAGGCAGUCACCCUGUAACAUUCAUGCUCCUACUGCAUCCAUGGGCAUAACUUGCUAAGCUGGUCAUUAUCGUAGCUAACCAGAUUAACAGUAGGUAAAACUUGUGGUUACUUUCCUACUACAGGAGCCUGCACAGCGCCUUCUAAUACCCCAAAGCUAGCCAACACAGAAUAUGCUGGCAGACUUUUAUCAGUUGCAUGAAUACUGUUUUAGGAACAAAAAGAAGUUUUAUCUUGGUUUCUUUCCUGUUUAAAUUUUUUUUCAUAGAAUCUGAUCCUGUCCAUACCAGUCUUGACUUCUAUACUUGGAGAAUACGUGAGGCUAAGCUGCAUGUGAGUAUGUGUGUAUGAUUUUAGAGCUUCCUUACAGAAUGUUUAGUGUCCCUAACUUCUUUUUAUGCUAUUUAAAAAUCAUUUGUCUUUUUCAUCUUUCAAGUUCAGAAAGGCUGUGUAAUAAUGAAUUGAAGCAUAUGCUAGUGGCAGUAUAGACCCUGGACUAGCUCUGUCGAACACUAUAACCUUUUUAAUUUAUUAAUUUUAUUUUAUUUAUUUAGAGACAAUUUCUUGCUUUGUAGCCUGGGCUGGCCUUAAACUCAUAGUCCUCUUGCCUCAGGCUCCAGAGUGCUAUGAUUUCAGAUUAUAUCACCAAACCUAGCUGAUAUAAUUAUUCUUAAUUAAGAUGCAGUUUAGUGGGUUUUCAACAUCUACUUUUAAGUUUUUUCUUUACUUUGUAUACAUGUACAUGUGUGCCACAGCACUCAUGUGGAUGUCAAAGGACAAGACGUUUAUGAAGCAUAGUUGUACAUAUCAGUACAUAUAUAUAGUGUAUAUAUGAUCAGGAUAACUAGCCUAUCCAUCAUCCUAAUCAUGUCUUCAUGUUGGAACAUUCAAAAUUCUAUCAGCUACUUGGAAAUAAAAUUGUUUUCAACCCAUAUUCUCUUUGGGCUACAGAACAUUAGAAGUUAUUCCUCAUUGUCCAGCUACAUUUCUGUGUAUAUUUCUAUUUUGUGUAGAGUUUUAAAUUCAGUAAUUAAACAAAAACCAGUUAAGGUAUAGGAUAAGUGUCCUAAAAUCUGCAACCCCAAAUUCUCUGAAAUCUGAAAUUAUUUAAAUAAUUGAGCCAGAACUAUAGCCACAAAAUACAAGUCAAAUAUUGAAACAGGAACAAAUUUGUACUCUGUGAGGAUUAUUAGAGAUAUUUAACAGAGUCUGAAAUGCUCUGAAACCUGAAACUUUUUGGGCAAAGUCACUCAAAAGUUUUCUGUUUUCAAAUUAGGGAUGUUCAGCUUAGAAAGUCUAUGUAAUUACUACAAACAAGAAAAACAACAUUGACAAAAACAUCUUUUGAAUUAACUGAUCCUCAGUAUGUGCUGAGCAAUUGUUUGGGAGCUUUACACCUCUUUAAGUUAGGAGACAACAUUGUGUAUAAGAGAAAUAACAACUGUAAUCCAUAGGUAUGUGUGUGUACAUGUACAUAUAUAUAUGUAUAUUCAUGUACACACACAUACCUACCUUCAGUUAUAUACUCUUAUUUUACAAAAUAAUUCAGG
Peromyscus californicus insignis is the source of this 10090-nucleotide messenger RNA. RefSeq names its product rotatin (gene Rttn). The coding region runs from base 214 to 6888 and encodes 2224 amino acids. The transcript has 49 exons. The record is from RefSeq and is a predicted model, not a curated record. Gene Ontology annotation, cellular component: ciliary basal body; centrosome; centriole. NCBI's taxonomy places the organism in Eukaryota, Metazoa, Chordata, Mammalia, Rodentia, Cricetidae. Gene Ontology annotation, biological process: centriole-centriole cohesion; ciliary basal body organization; centriole replication.